Messenger RNA from Coregonus sp. 'balchen', 7372 nucleotides. NCBI's taxonomy places the organism in Eukaryota, Metazoa, Chordata, Actinopteri, Salmoniformes, Salmonidae. The record is from the annotation of a GenBank genome assembly.
CAGAUCCCACCGUUGUGACCAAAGACCCCCAGUUGUGACCCCUUCAGCAGUAGCUACUCCCAUCCAGUGCUAGUUAUGGACUCCGGUGUGAUUGAAGGAGGACUCAAUGUCACCCUCACCAUUAGAUUGCUGAUGCACGGCAAGGUGAGUGACCUCCCACAGAAGGCGCGACUGAGUGUUAGCCCGCUGAGCUAAAGGCUAGGCAAUGUCACCAUGACCAUUAGAUUGCUGAUGCACGGCAAUGUGUGUGUGACCUCCCACAGCAGGUGACAGUAGGGUGCAACAAAAAUGUUUUGGCCCGCUGAGCUAAAGCCUCUUAGACAUUAGCUCGGGGAGCAAGCACAAGUCUUCAGGUCUCAGACCAGGUCACUCAUUAAGCAUGGUUCACCAAACCACCUCUAUUAAUGGUCCACAUGCCUUUUUCACAUUAUCGGUUGGAAUGAUUAUUCAUUCAUCUGUGUUUCUCUUUUAGGAAGUUGGAAGCAUCAUUGGCAAGAAAGGUGAAUCUGUGAAGAAGAUGAGAGAAGAGGUGAGAAGCACACACACACACACGCAUUUUUGUUUGUGCAGUUGCUGCCGCUGGAAAGUAAAUUUUUCCUGAUCGUCUAAUUUAACAUCUCCUCCCCUGUGGUGUCCAGAGCGGGGCUCGCAUCAACAUCUCAGAGGGGAACUGUCCUGAGAGGAUCAUCACUCUGGCAGGCCCCACCACCGCCAUCUUCAAAGCAUUCUCCAUGAUCAUCGAAAAGCUGGAAGAGGUAACUUGUGGUAACACUGUCCUGGAUUGGACAGAUUGUUCAUUUUGUCAUUAUGGCAUCUGUAUGAAAUAUGAUGUUGCUACAUCUCAGUCCAGCCAAGGCGCAGGAUAGAUGAACAGACUGGAGACGUGUUCAGCUGCUCUUAAAUAAAUUUAUUUAUUUAACAAUACCUCCGUUUUUUUUUCUUUCAAGUUUUAGUUGUCCUCAGAGUGACUGAACACCUACACAUCCAUCUACUAUUGUGGUUUAAAAGUGGAGCUGGAGAGUAAGUAAUAACUUUAUGAAUCUCCCCUUUUGUCUCCCAGGAUAUCAGCAGCUCCAUGACGAACAGCACGGCCACCAGCAAGCCCCCGGUCACCCUACGCAUCGUGGUGCCAGCCAGCCAGUGUGGUUCCCUGAUCGGCAAGGGAGGCUGUAAGAUCAAAGAAAUCAGAGAGGUUGGUGGAAGACCAUGAACGAUUAUGUAGAAUGGAAUCCAACUAAUGACCCCCUGAUACGUCACUUGAAACUCAAUCAAUAUAGAAUCUCAGACAUCUCAAUUUAAAAAAAAUCAUAGUACAUUGUAAUGAAAUUAUCAACACCAUACAUAAAAUGUAUUUGUAUAAUACAUUUUUAAAGAUAUAUUAAAGCAAUCGAAAACAGAUAUAAUAGCUAAAUGUUUUCAUUGUUAUGAGAACCAUACACUGCCUGGCAGAGGCUUUGGUAUUUAGGGAUUCGAUUCAUUCUCCCAGAAACAGUAACACCGGUGGGUGGAGGGAGGGGUGGGUGGAGGUCUACUCUUUAGAAGCGAUCAGUAACAUAACAACAAAGUCUGGGGAAAAGGAUUUAAAAACUUGGUGGUGAAAAGGCAAAAAAAUCAAUAAGACAAUUUUGUUGAACUUACAAGGCUAUUUGCACAUUGUAGCAACUGAAGUCGACCAGUCAACCUGCAUCUGUCUCUCUCUCUCUCUGUCCUCUCCAGUCGACAGGCGCUCAGGUUCAGGUGGCAGGAGACAUGCUUCCUAACUCAACAGAACGGGCCAUCACCAUCGCAGGGACCCCCCAGUCCAUUAUCGAGUGUGUCAAGCAGAUCUGCGUGGUUAUGCUCGAGGUAAGUGUAAGUACUAUCCUCAGAUCAUUCAUCUAUUUAAUUCAUCAUAAAUAUACAUUUUCUUAAUUGAGAAAUGACCCUUGCAUUCUCUUUGGUAAUAGUAUCUCUUGUUCAAUUCUACAAAAGGGUUUGUUGAAUUAAACCCAUUCUCCUUCUCUCCUCCCCUCUUGUGUGUCCUACAGUCUCCCCCUAAGGGGGUCACCAUCCCAUACCGACCCAAACCUUCAGGAUCCCCUGUCAUCUUCGCAGGAGGACAGGUAUGUUUGCAAAAAAUUUUUAUUCAGGAGAUCAUUUGAUCAACCUACCGGGGCUUGAAAGGCGAUUGGGGGGUUGCUGGGAGAAUAAAAUGACGUGUAGUUGAUCUAUCAUCUGUCCUUUUUAUAUUUUUACUGGGAAAUUACAAGUUCAACAAAAUUGUCUUAUUGAUUUUUUGCCUUUUCACCACCAAGUUUAAUCCUUUUCCCCAGACUUUGUUGUUAUGUUACUGAUGGGAUCUAAAGAGUAGACCUCCCUCCACCCACCCACCAUCCCUCCCUCCACCAUCCCACCCUCCACCCACCCAAUCCCACCCUCCCUCCACCCACCCACCCACCCUGUUUUCUGUGUUUUCAAUUGCUUUAAUAUCUCUUGAAAAUGUAUCUUUCCAGAUAAUGUGGAUACUUUGUACAAGAAUACAACUUCCAAAUGUAGUUAUAAAGAGAGUUCAGAGGUGGUCGUGGUAGUAUGAGUGUUUCCCAAAUGGCACCUUAUUCCCUUUAUAGUGCACUACUUUAGACCAGGGGUUGUGGUCACAAGUAGUGCACUGAAGUGAAUAGGCUGCCAUUUGGGACGUGGCCUGUGUGUGUAGAAGCACAAGCGGCUCUUGUGGCUGUGAGUCGAGAUGUUGAUGGGAUGCCUAUGAACACUUUGUUGUUGUUUCAGGCGUACGCCGUUCAAGGACAACAUGCCAUACCCCAGCCAGAUGUAAGUGAUGUUCUGUUGUCACCUUUCCAUUGCUGCUUCCGGUGUUCCUAUCCUCUCUGACCUACCAUGCCUUCUCUACGCUCACUGUGCUUCAAUAUGCUCCCUAUCCUACCAACCCUUCUCCACCCUACAAUACCUGUCCUCCCUACCAACCCUUCUCUACCCUACAAUACCUGUCCUCCCUACCAACCCUUCUCUACCCUACAAUACCUGUCCUCCCUACCAACCCUUCUCUACCCUACAAUACCUGUCCUCCCUACCAACCCUUCUCUAACCCUACAAUACCUCCCUACCAACCUGUCCCCCUCCCCUACCAACCCUUCUCUACCCUACAAUACCUGUCCUCCCUACCAACCCUUCUCUACCCUACAAUACCUGUCCUCCCUACCAACCCUUCUCUACCCUACAAUACCUGUCCUCCCUACCAACCCUUCUCUACCCUACAAUACCUGUCCUCCCUACCAACCCUUCUCUACCCUUACAAACCUGCUACCCUACUACCUUCCUCCCUACCAAUACCCUUCUCUCACCCUACAAUACCUAUCCUCCCUACCAACCCUUCUCUACAAUACCUAUCCUCCCUACCAACCCGUCUCUACCCUAUAAUACCUGUCCUCCCUACCAACCCUUCUCUACCCUACAAUACCUGUCCUCCCUACCAACCCUUCUCUACCCUACAAUACAUGUCCUCCCUACCAACCCUUCUCUACCCAUACAAUACCUGUCCUCCCUACCAACCCUUCUCUAACCCUACAAUCACCUAUCCUCCCUACCAACCCUUCUCUACCUACAAUACCUAUCCUCCCUACCAACCCUUCUCUACCCUAUAAUACCUGUCCUCCCUACCAACCCGUUCUCUACCCUAUAAUACCUGUCCUCCCUACCAACCCUUCCUCUACCCUACAAUACCUGUCCUCCCUACCAACCCUUCUCUAACCCUACAAUACCUGUCCUCCCUACCAACCCUUCUCUACCAUACAAUACCUGUCCUCCCUACCAACCCUUCUCUACCCUACAAUACCUAUCCUCCCUACCAACCCUUCUCUACAAUACCUGUCCUCCCUACCAACCCUUCUCUACCCUACAAUACCUGUCCUCCCUACCAACCCUUCUCUACAAUACCCCUCCCUACCAACCCUUCUCUCUACAAUACCUGUCCUCCCUACCAACCCUCUACCUCUACCCUACAAUACCUGUCCUCCCUACCAACCCUUCUCUACAUACCUGUCCUCCCUACCAACCCUUCUCUACAAUACCUGUCCUCCCUACCAACCCUCUCUCAUACCCCUACCAUACCUUCCUCCCUACCACCACCCUUCUCUACCCUACAAUACCUAUCCUCCCUACCAACCCUUCUCUACAAUACCUGUCCUCCCUACCAACCCUUCUCUACCCUACAAUACCUGUCCUCCCUACCAACCCUUCUCUACAAUACCUAUCCUCCCUACCAACCCUUCUCUACCCUACAAUACCUUCCUCCCUACCAACCCUCUUACCUACAAUACCUGUCCUCCCUACCAACCCUUCUCUACCCCCUACAAUACCUAUCCUCCCUACCAACCCUUCUCUACCACAUACCUGUCCUCCCUACCAACCCUUCUCUACAAUACAUCCUCCCUACCACCCUUCUCUACCCUACAAUACCUGUCCUCCCUACCAACCCUUCUCUCCUACAAUACCUGUCCUCCCUACCAACCCUUCUCUACAAAUCCCUACAAUACCUGUCCUCCCUACCAACCCUUCUACUACAAUACCUAUCCUCCCUACCAACCCUUCUCUACCCAAUACCUGUCCUCCCUACCAACCCUUCCUACCCUACAAUACCUGUCCUCCCUACCAACCCUUCUCUACAAUACCUGUCCUCCCUACCAACCCUUCUCUACCCUACAAUACCUGUCCUCCCUACCAACCCUUCUCUACAAUACCUAUCCUCCCUACCAACCCUUCUCUACCAAAUACCUGUCCUCCCUACCAACCAUUCUCUACAAUACCACUAAUCCGCCCUAACCAACCCUUCUCUACAAUACCUAUCCUCCCUACCAACCCUUCUCUACCCUACAAUACCUAUCCUCCCUACCAACCCUUUUCUACCCUACAAUACCUAUCCUCCCUACCAACCCUUUCUAACCCUACAAUACCUGUCCUCCCUACCAACCUUCUCUACCCUACAAUACCUGUCCUCCCUACCCAACCCUUCUCUACAAUACCUAUCCUCCCUACCAACCCUUCUCUACCCUACAAUACCUGUCCUCCCUACCAACCCUUCUCUACAAUACCUGUCCUCCCUACCAACCCUUCUCUACAAUACCUGUCCUCCCUACCAACCCUUCUCUACAAUACCUAUCCUCCCUACCAACCCUUCUCUACCCUACAAUACCUGUCCUCCCUACCAACCCUUCUCUACAAUACCUAUCCUCCCUACCAACCAUUCUCUACAAUACCUGUCCUCCCUACCAACCCUUCUCUACAAUACCUAUCCUCCCUACCAACCCUUCUCUACCCUACAAUACCUAUCCUCCCUACCAACCCUUUCUACCCUACAAUACCUAUCCUCCCUACCAACCCUUUUCUACCCUACAAUACCUGUCCUCCCUACCAACCCUUCUCUACCCUACAAUACCUGUCCUCCCUACCAACCCUUCUCUACAAUACCUAUCCUCCCUACCAACCCUUCUCUACCCUACAAUACCUGUCCUCCCUACCAACCCUUCUCUACAAUACCUGUCCUCCCUACCAACCCUUCUCUACAAUACCUGUCCUCCCUACCAACCCUUCUCUACAAUACCUAUCCUCCCUACCAACCCUUCUCUACCCUACAAUACCUGUCCUCCCUACCAACCCUUCUCUACAAUACCUAUCCUCCCUACCAACCCUUCUCUACAAUACCUGUCCUCCCUACCAACCCUUCUCUACAAUACCUAUCCUCCCUACCAACCCUUCUCUACAAUACCUAUCCUCCCUACCAACCCUUCUCUACCCUACAAUACCUAUCCUCCCUACCAACCCUUCUCUACAAUACCUGUCCUCCCUACCAUCAAGUGUAUUAACAGUUUGCUGUAUAUUAACAGUUGUCUAGUGAAUUAACAGGUUGCUGGUGCAUUAACAACUCACAUCCUCAGCAUAUCACUAUGGGUUUAGGAUUGAGGUGUUAGUUUAGGAUAAGCCUUGUAUUACUGUCUCAGUGAUACUGUGUUGAUUAUACCAUGGCCCUGGUUGGUUUUGGUAGGGGCCACGAGAGAUCUCCUACUACAUACGUAGUGUCCUAUCCAUCUGCCAGAAGACUGCAAGCAAACAUUCCAAACUGAGUCCGAGUUCUCCUGAGCUACAGUGGAAAGACCAUGGGGGUAUAAAUGAAUAAAACGAAGAAUGAUUCCACAAGCCACACCACAAUGGUCCAUUUUAGAGCAAUAGUUUUAGGAGAAGACGGGCUAACUGGUCAAGACAACUGGGUCUUGUUCAUUAGCGCAUGCCGGUGCAUUGCAACAGAAAAGGUUUUACCAAUCGUAAAAUGAGCAUUUCUUAGUCCCUCCCUGUUUCCAUUUGGUUCCUAAAGGACACGACUCCAACUGCUAUUAUGCGUGUCUGAAUGGUGAAUGAAAUGGUUUCGGUACUGUACUGACCAUGCUUCUUUUACCGUCUCUUUCCUUUUCCGUCCCCCCCCCCCCCCCCCCCCCCCCCCCCCCCCCCCUCUUGCUCUCACAGUCUUCCUCUGCCUCCAUCUCUCCACAGCUCACCAAGCUACACCAGCUAGCAAUGCAGCAGAGUCCCUUUCCCAUGGCCCCCAACAACCAGGGCUUCCAAGGUACUAGGGACUUAACCAUACAAUCCUUUUUAAAGAAAGAAAAAGAUAAAAGGUUCUUGAAACCGCUGCGCUCAGAACUGGUGUGUGGACCAAAAUGAGAUCAGUCGUAGGUUUCACUCAGUUAUUUGCUGUUUUUAAAAUUUUAAAAUUUUUAAUUCAUUCAUUGAGACAACAGGUGUGAAAGACAAAUGUUUUGGCUGUUAGGCCAUCGCUAGUGUGUCACACUGAUAAAAAAAAAGGAAUCCUUGACAAAAACAUUUUGUUGUAAUGAACAUGCCACCUCAAUAAUGGUGUUUAAAUAUAAUGAAUAUGUUCCUCUUGGUCCUGGUUGUUUAUUUAUACAUAUUUGUAUUUUUGUGUUGUUGAUUUAGGAGGGAUGGAUGCCUCUGCCCAAACUAGCUCCCAUGAGAUGACCAUUCCAAAUGAUGUAAGUAUUUCCACAGUGAUGACUCUGACCCUUCCCAUUUCCAUCAAGUGAUUGGACAGUUCACACUAUCAAAUCAAAUCCACUCUAGUUGGUUGGCUUAAUUGACUUCCUGGUUCUCUCUCCCCUAGUUGAUUGGCUGCAUCAUCGGUCGCCAGGGUUCUAAGAUCAAUGAGAUCCGGCAGAUGUCGGGUGCCCAGAUAAAGAUAGCCAACCCCGUGGAGGGCUCCGCGGACAGACAGGUCACCAUCACUGGUUCCGCCGCCUCCAUCAGCCUGGCAGAGUACCUCAUCAACGCCAGGUCAGACACAACAUCACAGUUACAACAAGCUUUUUAA